Gracilinanus agilis (Agile Gracile Mouse Opossum) is the source of this 1887-nucleotide messenger RNA. RefSeq names its product spermatogenesis associated 13 (gene SPATA13). Bases 16 to 1476 code for a protein of 486 amino acids. Gene Ontology annotation, molecular function: protein binding; guanyl-nucleotide exchange factor activity. The transcript is spliced from 9 exons. Lineage: Eukaryota; Metazoa; Chordata; Mammalia; Didelphimorphia; Didelphidae. The record is from RefSeq and is a predicted model, not a curated record.
UGGGAUCAUGUGACCAUGGACGAUCAGGAGCUGGGGUUCAAAGCUGGAGAUGUCAUCCAAGUACUGGAGGCCUCAAAUAAGGACUGGUGGUGGGGCAGAAAUGAGGAUAAGGAAGCCUGGUUUCCUGCUAGCUUUGUCAGGUUACGAGUUAAUCAGGAAGAACUCUCAGAGAAUUCCAGCAGUAUUCAGGGUGAAGAGCAAGAUUCAGACACUGGGAAGCACCGCCAGAAACAUUCAGAAAACAAAGACCAAAUGAGGACCAAUGUUAUACAGGAGAUCAUGAACACAGAACGUGUCUAUAUCAAGCAUCUCAAAGACAUCUGUGAGGGCUAUAUUCGUCAGUGUCGAAAACAUACAGGAAUGUUCACUGUUGCCCAACUGGGUACUAUUUUUGGAAACAUUGAAGAGAUUUACAAAUUCCAAAGGAAGUUCCUGAAAGAUCUUGAGAAGCAAUAUAAUAAAGAGGAACCUCAUUUGAGUGAAAUAGGAUCUUGCUUUCUUCAACAUCAAGAAGGCUUUGCCAUCUAUUCUGAAUACUGUAACAACCAUCCUGGGGCCUGCCUGGAGCUCUCUAACCUGAUGAAGCAGGGCAAAUACAGGCAUUUCUUUGAAGCUUGCCGCCUGCUUCAGCAGAUGAUUGACAUAGCCAUUGAUGGGUUUCUCCUUACUCCUGUUCAGAAGAUUUGCAAAUACCCUCUGCAGCUAGCUGAGCUACUAAAGUACACCACUCAAGAACACAGCGAUUACAACAAUAUAAAGGCAGCGUAUGAGACCAUGAAGAAUGUAGCUUGCUUAAUCAACGAGCGUAAACGCAAGUUAGAGAGUAUAGACAAGAUAGCACGCUGGCAAGUGUCCAUUGUGGGCUGGGAGGGGCUCAAUAUUUUAGACCGAAGUUCAGAACUGAUCCAUUCAGGAGAAUUGACCAAAAUCACAAAACAAGGAAAGAGCCAGCAGAGGACUUUCUUCCUCUUUGACCACCAACUUGUGUUCUGCAAGAAGGACCUACUAAGACGAGACAUGUUAUACUACAAAGGCCGAAUUGACAUGGAUGAGAUGGAGCUGAUGGACAUAGAGGAUGGGAGGGACAAGGACUAUAAUAUCAAUGUAAAGAAUGCCUUCAAAAUCAUCAAUAAAUCAACAGAAGAGGUGUACUUAUUUUGUGCCAAAAAGCAAGAGGAUAAAGGCAGGUGGCUACAAGCCUGUGCUGAUGAAAGGAGGCGAGUACAGGAAGACAAAGAAAUGGGAAUGGAAAUAUCAGAAUCUCAAAAGAAACUUGCUAUGUUAAAUGCUCAAAAACCAGGCCAUGGAAAGUCAAAAGGAAAUGACAAACCAUGUUUUUUGCAUCCUAUUCAUCAACGCCACAUCACAGUGCCUACCAGCAUUCCUCAACAACAAGUUUUUGCCCUGGCAGAACCUAAGAGAAAGCCGUCUCUUUUUUGGCACACCUUCAAUAAACUCACACCAUUCAAGAAAUGAAAAAAAAAAUUAUCUCCCUGCUGGCAGGGGCUCUGUGUGGAAAAGAGACAUGCUCUUUUAUUUCCUCUAUUUGAAACCUCAAGGAAAGUAUCUUGGACCCAGAACUGGAGUUCAUCUUUGUUGGGGAUCAGUGAAGGAGAGAACAAGAUUCAGCUCCCCUUAUUCCAGGAACCUAGCUGCCUUCUUGAAGGGUAGAAGAAGGUUAUGAAUCACAGUCAUAAGACAGCCCAGUACAAUGGCUCCAGUGCUUUGCAUACUAGCCUUUUAAUAAUGGCUUGUUGAAUUGAAAACCUCCAUAUUCUUUCUGUUCUGAAUUGGCCAGAGAUGUGGAGAUCAGUGGCAUGUUCUAAAGCAAAUGUUGAUUCUACUGAAAAGGCAUUGCUAAUGACGAGCAUGUUGGUGACCAGGGAA